This is a messenger RNA of Tripterygium wilfordii, 1510 nucleotides long. RefSeq names its product receptor-like protein 44. Gene Ontology annotation, molecular function: receptor serine/threonine kinase binding. Lineage: Eukaryota; Viridiplantae; Streptophyta; Magnoliopsida; Celastrales; Celastraceae. The transcript has a single exon. Bases 375 to 1193 code for a protein of 272 amino acids. The record is from RefSeq and is a predicted model, not a curated record.
UUAUUGUUGUUGGCAUCCUGUUUCCUAAAACGCAUCAUUCAAUCACCGGUCGACAGCAAUGCCUCUCACCCAUCCCCGGUAUGAAUUUACUAACAACUCCCUGCCUACGUGUUGUCGCUAUCUCACGCCUCAUACCUGCAGGUUCUGCACCACUAACAGUCUUAUUUUCACCACAACUCUCCCACUUCCAUCCCUGCCCUUCCCCCCUCCCUCUUCCCUUCACUUUCGAUUCCUAACUUGCGCCCAUCCAUGAUCCAUGAUAGAAUUUAAUUAAAGGUCGUGCUCCUUCGAGCUUCAACAUUCGGACAAACGUAGAGACGCUUUGCAUACUGUAUUAGUUCUAUCUAUUUUUUUUUUAAAUUCAAUUUCUAUAAAUGGGCCGGUGGAGGGCUCUGCUCUUCCUCUCCCUGCUAACCUGCGCCUCUCUCCGACUCUCCUGGUCAGAUCCGAACGACGAGCUCUGUCUUACCAAGCUAAGCGAGUCCUUCAGGGACCCAACCAUGGCUCUCCACAACUGGACCAAGUCCAUCUUCGCCAACCCUUGCAGCGGCUUCACUUCCUACCUUCCCGGUGCCACCUGCAACAAUGGCCGCAUCUACAAGCUCUCCCUCACUAACCUCUCUCUUCAGGGCUCAAUCUCUCCUUACAUCUCCAACUGUACCAAUCUCCAAACCCUCGACUUAUCCUCCAACGCUCUUUCCGGACCCAUCCCCGCCGAUUUGCAGUAUCUUGUUAACCUCGCCGUUCUCAACCUCUCAUCCAAUCACCUCAACGGAGAGAUCCCUCCGCAGCUCACUCUCUGCGCUUACCUGAACGUAAUCGAUCUCCACGAUAAUCUGUUGACCGGGCAGAUUCCGCAGCAGCUGGGUUUGCUUGUUCGACUCUCUGCUUUCGAUGUGUCUAACAAUCUGCUAUGGGGGCCUAUUCCGGUGAGCUUGGGGAACAGGAGCGGUAGUUUGCCGAGAUUCAAUGCGAGUUCGUUUGAGGGGAAUAAGGAUCUCUAUGGGUACCCUUUGCAGCCGAUGAAGAGUAAAGGCUUGUCUGUCAUGGUAAUUGUUGGGAUCGGAUUGGGAAGCGGAUUUGCCAGCUUGGUGCUCAGUUUCACUGGCGUGUGCAUAUGGUUGAAGAUUACUGAGCGGAACAUGGCCCUUGAAGAAGGCAACAAGAUUAGCCAGUCAAUGCCUGAUUAUUGAGCUUUAAUCGGUUAAAUCGCCAUCUUAGGUAGCUAUCUUAAUUAAUUCCAAAUUAAUUAUUGAAUCGAAAGGGAAAGGUUGGAUUCUGAACUUGAGGUAUGUUUUUUUUGGCUUUACUAUUAUUGGGAGAGUUGUGUGGGAUAAAUGGAUAAUCGAUUGAUGGGUUUUUGGAGGCUUUGCUGAUAUAAUUUUCGUCUCUCUUUUUUUUCUUUUUUGUUGGGAAUUCUGUAAUCUUUGUUCUCUAGAAUCAAACAUUUGUACAAAGCAAUUCAAACAUGAAUAGUGCAAGCUCUUUUACUGGAGACUAGAGACCUCUA